Sabethes cyaneus is the source of this 724-nucleotide messenger RNA. Its product is annotated as tetratricopeptide repeat protein 36 homolog. The transcript has 3 exons. Bases 69 to 635 code for a protein of 188 amino acids. NCBI's taxonomy places the organism in Eukaryota, Metazoa, Arthropoda, Insecta, Diptera, Culicidae. Gene Ontology annotation, biological process: cilium assembly. Gene Ontology annotation, molecular function: protein binding. The record is from RefSeq and is a predicted model, not a curated record.
AACUUUAUAACAUUUCUCUCAGUCGAACAGUAGAGUUCUUUCGAUCGUGUUGUUAAACGUGAAAAAUAAUGACUACUCUAAACCGAGAUUGUCUCAGCGAACACGACCGCCAGGUGCUGGAGUCGAUCUUCAAUCCGUCCCAGAUUGGCGGAGAGGAACUGCUCUAUAAUGGCAAAGAAGAGUUUCCCGAAGACUUGCAAGACCGAGUGGAACCAAACAACCCAAACAUUAUCGAAUCGAAAAAACUAGAAUUGAUAGCAAUCCAACUGGCUGAAGAUGGUAAACUACCGGAAGCAAUCCUACAGUUUACAAAAGCCAUUCAAGUAGCACCGGAGCGGCCUGCGCCGUGGAAUAAUCGAGCCCAAGCUUACCGCUACUUAGGAAACGAAAAAACGGCACUGGAAGACAUCGAGCAGGCGCUACAGCUGUCAAAUCGCAGCGGCCGAACGGGCUGCCGGGCGCUUUGCCAGCGCGGCGUACUGCGAAGAAAGAACAACGAUCUGGACGGCGCCCGAGCCGACUUCGAGGAGGCGGCUAAGCUAGGCAGUAAAUUUGCCCGCACGCAGCUGAUCGAGCUAAACCCGUACGCGGCCCUGUGCAAUCAAAUGCUACGGGAGGUGAUGAAGGUCCAGUGAGUGGCGGAACUUGUACUUGAUAUUUUGUAGAAUAAAAAUAAUGAUUUUUGAGCAUGUUUUCAAUAAAGAUAGAUAUUUUGGAAUAAGUU